AUGUUGGUGAUACGAGGGACUGGAGCCUUUGGGCUCUGCAAAUAUUCGUCUGCGGUUCGAAGACCAGCCUUUCGUUUGUAUUCCACCAAAGUCCAUGAUCCGCUUCGCAUCCUCUUUUGCGGUUCGGACGAAUUUAGUAUUGCCUCCUUGAAAGCGCUCCAUGCCUACCACCUCAAGCAACCCGAUCGCAUUGCAUCCAUCGACGUGGUCUGCCGUCCAGGCAAAAAGGUGGGAAGAGGAAUGAAGAAAAUCCGAGAAGUGCCUAUUAAGGACACUGCAUCGGCUCUUUCGCUACCAAUUCAUGAAAUAGACACAUUUACAAAGUGGACACCUCCGGUGACCCCGAACGGUCCCAUUAAUUUGAUCAUUGCCGUAUCCUUCGGCCUCUUUGUACCACCGCGCAUCUUGAAUGCUGCUCAAUAUGGUGGUUUGAAUGUACACCCAUCAUUACUCCCUGAUUUCCGUGGCCCUGCACCGCUACAUCAUACUCUUCUUGCUGGACGGACCCUCACGGGAAUUACUCUUCAGACUUUACAUCAUAAGAACUUUGACCACGGAGUGAUCAUAUCGCAGACUCCAAAGCCUGGACUUGAAAUUCCAAACCCCAAUACCUGUACUGUCCCCGAACUGCAGAACCUUGUCGCACCAAAGGGUGCGCAGAUGCUAGUUGACGGUAUCAAGGACGGGUUAUUCGUACCACCCCUGAAGGCAGCAGGAUGGGUUCCCACAGAAGGAAACGAAACCCUAAUCCAUGCCGGCAAAAUCCAACAAGAAGAUAGACAUAUCGACUGGGCCACUUGGACAAUGCAGGACAUUACUCGCCGUAGCCGAGUUAUUGGGCCUUUGUGGAGCAGAGCGCUCGUCCCAACGAAUCCCGGAGACACAAAUCUUUCUUUUUCCCAAAAGCGCGUUAUUCUCACACAAGUUGAGGAGGUUGAACCUCCAAAGGGAUGUGAUUCUUUUGCUCUUGUUCCCGGGCUGCCCUUUGCGAAUGCUUCGCACCCUGUUGGUCCCAAAAAAGGAAGAGCGCUUUACGUGUUCACUCAUGAUGGAAAGGUGUUGCGCAUCGAUCAGAUGAAGGUGGAGGGAGAAGCUGUUGCCGAGGGUCUUCGUGCUGCUAUCAAGGCUCGCAUGUUUGGUGAUCGAUCUUUUAUGUCGGGCGGGGCGGAGUUUACUCCCUUCCGUAACCCUCUUGUGUAA
This is a messenger RNA of Penicillium cosmopolitanum, 1200 nucleotides long. Its product is annotated as methionyl-tRNA formyltransferase. Gene Ontology annotation, biological process: biosynthetic process; conversion of methionyl-tRNA to N-formyl-methionyl-tRNA. Lineage: Eukaryota; Fungi; Ascomycota; Eurotiomycetes; Eurotiales; Aspergillaceae. The transcript is spliced from 4 exons. The coding region runs from base 1 to 1200 and encodes 399 amino acids. Gene Ontology annotation, molecular function: methionyl-tRNA formyltransferase activity. Gene Ontology annotation, cellular component: mitochondrion. The record is from RefSeq and is a predicted model, not a curated record.